AUGGAACUUCUUGACAGCAGGUGGAUUUUUAAAGUAAAAACUGAUCAAUUUGGAAAAAUAGUAUGCCACAAGGCAAGGUUAGUUGCUCGUGGUUUCGCCCAAAUAGAAGGGCAAGAUUAUCAUGAAAUUUUUGCCCCUACAAUACGCUUUGAAAGCAUAAGAAUGAUGUUUAAACUUGCUGCACAAAAAAAUAUGCAAGUAUCACAUCAAGAUGUAACUACCGCAUAUUUAAAUGCAAAACUUGAUGAGGAUAUUUACAUGUUACCACCUGAAGGUGUUAAAGUUGACAAAGACAUUGUAUGCAAACUGGAAAAAUGCCUUUAUGGAUUGAAACAGUCUGCAAGAGCAUGGAAUGCUAAAUUGUCAAAAACACUCAGAGACAUGGGAUUUAAGCAAGGGCAAGCAGAUCAAUGUUUAUUUGUUAAACAUGAAAAAGAGCACAAGUUGUAUAAUGCUAAUUCUGUCGAUACUCCAAUGGUGCAGAAUUUCCAAGCAGAUGGUCAAAGUAAACAUUUUGAAAAUGCUACCUUGUACAGAAGUAUACUAGGGCAACUAAGUUUUAUUGCCAAUGCUACCCGACCAGAUAUUUCUGUGAGUGUAAAUUUAUUGAGUAGGCAAACUGCUAAACCCACAGAACACACUUGGAAAGCUAUGAAGCGAAUAGCACGUUAUUUAAAGGGCACUUUGAACUACAGGCUGAAGUUCACAAAGGAAUGCACUGGAGGUUUAGAAAUUCAUGUGGAUGCUAGUUUUGGAGAUGAUAUAAAUGACAGAAAAAGUACAUCUGGAGUUUGUUACAUGUUAAAUCACAGUUUAUUUGAUUGGUCCUGUAAAAAACAGUCUACAGUUUCAUUAAGUUCUUGUGAAGCAGAACUGAAUGCUUUUAACUAUGCCAUUGUAAACAUUGAAUGGUUAUUACAAUUGUUAAUGGAUGCCGAGAUUGAUGUACCAAAACCUGUUGUUUAUCAAGACAAUCAAUCAAGUAUCUCUAUCUUAAAAACUGAUAGUUGUAAGCAAAGAACCAAAUAUUUGCAAAUCAAAUUGUGUCAUGCAAAAGAAUGUAUAAGAAAUGGUUUAUUGCAAGUUCAAUAUUUAGCUGGAAAAGGCAUUCCUGCGGAUUUGUUGUCUAAACCGAUAAGUAAGGAACAACAUCAGAAGUUGACAAAAUACUUACAAUUAAAUGAGGUGCUUGGAUAUAAUCCAAAAAAUGAUAGAAUGAUCUCAAUUCGAAUUCAGGGUAAGCCAUUUAACAUCACAGUGAUCCAAAUAUAUGCCCCAACCACAGAUGCUGAAGAAGUAGAAGUAGAUCAGUUCUAUGAGGAUCUGCAGCACCUACUGGAUAAUACACCAAAAAGAGAUGUUAUUUUCGUUACAGGAGACUGGAACGCUAAGGUGGGCAGUCAAAUGACAUCUGGAAUUACAGGUAAGCAUGGUCUAGGAGAACAAAAUGAAGCGGGACAUAGGCUGAUAGAAUUCUGCCAGGACAACUCACUGUGCAUAACAAACACUCUCUUCCAACAACCUAAAAGAUGGCUUUAUACAUGGACUUCACCAGAUGGCCGACACCGAAAUCAGAUUGACUACAUCCUUUGCAGCCAAAGGUGGCGGACAUCUAUACAGACAGUAAAAACAAGACCUGGAGCUGACUGUAGUUCAGAUCACGAACUUCUUAUUGCACAAUUUAGAAGCAAACUAAAGAGAACAGGGAAGACCCACAGAUCACAUGCCAUAUGCCAGCAAAUUUGGAAAACACAAGAAUGGCCAUCAGACUGGAAAAAAUCAACUUAUAUUCCCAUACCAAAAAAGGGAAACACUAAAGAAUGUUCCAACUAUCGUACAGUGGCACUUAUUUCACAUGCCAGCAAGGUAAUGCUCAAGAUCCUGCAAGGUAGACUCCAGCAAUUCAUGGAGCGAGAAUUGCCAGAUGUACAAGCUGGGUUUAGAAAAGGCAGAGGAACUAGAGACCAAAUUGCCAAUAUCUGCUGGAUAAUGGAGAAAGCCAGGGAGUUCCAGAAAAACAUCUAUUUCUGUUUUAUCGACUAUUCUAAAGCCUUUGACUGUGUGGAUCAUAACAAACUGUGGCAAGUUAUUGGUGGUAUGGGGAUACCAAGUCAUCUUGUCUGCCUCCUGAGGAAUCUGUAUAACGAACAAGUAGCAACGGUAAGAACAGACCACGGAACAACAGACUGGUUUAAGAUUGGGAAAGGAAUACGGCAAGGUUGUAUACUCUCACCUUACCUAUUCAACUUGUAUGCAGAACACAUCAUGCGACGUGCUGAGCUUGACGAAUCCAAGGCUGGAGUUAAAAUCGCAGGAAGAAACAUUAACAAUCUCAGAUAUGCAGAUGACACCACUUUGAUGGCUGAAAGCGAGGAGGAGCUGAGGAGCCUUAUGACAAAGCAACAUCAGGCUUAA
Molecule: messenger RNA, 2415 nt
Organism: Elgaria multicarinata webbii
Lineage: Eukaryota; Metazoa; Chordata; Lepidosauria; Squamata; Anguidae
Exons: 5
Coding region: 1-2415 (804 amino acids)
Molecular function (GO): catalytic activity
Source: RefSeq, a predicted model, not a curated record